Molecule: messenger RNA, 591 nt
Organism: Prunus armeniaca (apricot)
Lineage: Eukaryota; Viridiplantae; Streptophyta; Magnoliopsida; Rosales; Rosaceae
Source: the annotation of a GenBank genome assembly
AUGAUUUUCAAUCCACCGUCCUCUGACAAAAUGCAGUUCCUCAAUGAUAUUAUGAACUCAGGAAGCUUCUGUUACAAUCUAAUCUUCUUUUUACAGCAAGUGGAGGAGGCAUUCGAUUUCUGGGGUACUCCAGAAGGUGAUCUGGUCCAUCCUGCUGAGUGUAUGCAGCAGUUACCGGAGACAGUUAGGCGUCAUAGAGUCAAUGUCGAUGGCAAUGUCUGUACUGUCAUGGUAACCACUUUGGUUCUUGAGGGAUGGCAGCGGAAACUUGAUCCCAGGAUCGAUGGAGAUUUAAAUUUUCCUGAUAACUAUGCUCCAUUUACAUUUCAUGAAGGCUUGCUUUCCAGUAAGCAAGGUGCCUACAUUGCAGAGUCUAUCGCUGCUAAGAACAUGAAACAAGCGAAGAGCCGUUUUCGGAUGUAUGAGGAUGCCACAGAUCAUGGUGGUUCUAAUCAUUCUGCAAAAGUAGAGCCAGCCAAUGGUUGUACUGGUGAAAGGGAAACUGGGAAGUCUGCAAAGAAACUUGAUAAAGGAAGGACUGCAAAGGAGGAGGCAUCCAAACGUGAGAAGCCGCAAGGCACGACUGUAUAA